AUUAGUCAUCAUCGGGGCCCAAUUUUUGCAUUGGCCCAUCUUAGUGCGCAGUGGGUUACGGUGGGAAUUCUUUUUAUUUUUUUUUUGUUUGGAAGAGAAGGAACACUUGACCGUUGUUAUGUGUCAUUUCCAAAAAACUAGCCGUUGCUUUACCACUUUGUUUCUCAAUUCUCAUAAAAACCCUAAAUCCAUCUUUCCCUCACAAAGAAUCAAUCAAUUAACCCCAAUACUUUAUAUUCUCGAAAGCCAUUUUCUUCUUUUAUUCCUAGUCAGAUUUCAGAUAUGGCGUCAAGAACAGCCUCCAAAGACAUAAUCACACUUCGUGGUUCAGCCGCAAUCGUCAGUGAAUAUUUUGGCUAUGCAGCAAAUAGCAUUUUGUACAACAGAGGAGUAUAUCAUGAAGAAAGUUUUAAAAAAGUGAAGAAAUAUGGUCUCACAUUGUUGCUUACUGAAGAUGAAGGUGUCAAGACCUUUGUUUCUAACUUGACUGCCCAACUCGCUGAGUGGUUGGAAACUGGAAAGCUACAAAGGGUGGUUCUUGUGAUCAUGAGCAAGGCCUCAGGUGAGGUAUUAGAGAGGUGGAAUUUCAGUAUCGAAACUGAUAGCGAGGUUGUUGAGAAAGGUGUUUCAAGAGAGAAAAGUGAUAAAGAAAUAAUGAGGGAAAUUCAAGCAAUUAUGAGGCAAAUAGCAUCCAGCAUCACUUAUUUGCCUUGUCUUGAGGAACCAUGUGUGUUUGAUGUGUUAGCAUACACUGAUACUGAUGUUGCUGUUCCAUUCACUUGGAUUGAGAGUGACCCUAAACUGAUUGCAAAUCCACAAAUGGUAAAACUGCACUCUUUUGACACUAAGAUUCACAAGGUUGACACUUUGGUUUCGUAUAAAAAUGAUGAUGAAUGGGAUGAGUCCUAGACCAUCGAUCCUUGUUGUACUUUACUUGGUUGUCAUUGUGAAUCAUUGAUUCACAUUUUGUAUGUUAGAUUGUGUAAACCUUGAAACACAUAUAUGUUAUUUGUAUCCUCAAUGAAGACUGUGCAGUGAUGUUACUCUCUUU
Solanum dulcamara is the source of this 1051-nucleotide messenger RNA. Its product is annotated as mitotic spindle checkpoint protein MAD2. Gene Ontology annotation, cellular component: cytoplasm; kinetochore; nucleoplasm. The transcript is spliced from 6 exons. The coding region runs from base 283 to 909 and encodes 208 amino acids. The record is from RefSeq and is a predicted model, not a curated record. Gene Ontology annotation, biological process: mitotic spindle assembly checkpoint signaling. Lineage: Eukaryota; Viridiplantae; Streptophyta; Magnoliopsida; Solanales; Solanaceae.